Molecule: messenger RNA, 1691 nt
Organism: Rhizopus microsporus ATCC 52813
Lineage: Eukaryota; Fungi; Mucoromycota; Mucoromycetes; Mucorales; Rhizopodaceae
Product: WD40 repeat-like protein
Exons: 3
Coding region: 494-1552 (352 amino acids)
Biological process (GO): proteasome-mediated ubiquitin-dependent protein catabolic process; ubiquitin recycling
Cellular component (GO): cytoplasm; nucleus
Molecular function (GO): ubiquitin binding
Source: RefSeq, a predicted model, not a curated record
AUUGGAAUGGCCUUUUUCUUCUUUUAAAUCAUCAACAUGACUUAUUCUCUAUCGAUACUUUUUACCACUUCUGAACAACACAAACGGUUAAAGGAAAAUGUAUUUACUACGACUUAUAUCACCAUCUCGCCUACAAAAGAUGGUGCAACAGCAAAGACCAAGUGUAUCAACCCCAACUACAACAGCAACAAUCCUUCUUCAUUUUUACCAAUCAAGAAAUUAAAAGUAUCUUCCAAUUUAGCCUCCAUUCUUCCUAAACUUAAAGUCUACCCAAAUCCUCGUCGAGGCUCAUCCUCCUCAUUUUAUUCAAGUUGUGAUUUACAAACAAAUCAAACCAAUCGUAAUGCUUUAAAAAAAUCAUUAUGAAAUAAUAGCUUACACUUGCAUACAUAUAGGAUCAAUACUUAUCACAUUACCUCAUGAAGUUAUCUUUCAAAUACUGUAUUUUCUGGAUUUCACCAGCAUUCAGACACUUUCCCGAACUUGCCGUACAAUGUAUACUGUAUGUCAUGAUGAUGACCUGUGGCGCAAAUUAUUUUAUACAGACUUUCCUUGGAGUAGUCCAUUGAGUAACCAUUCAGUCAAGAGACGAAAAAGCAGCGCAGUUAUAAAGCCCCGUCACCUGGCCCUGUACCGCAAUCAUUUAACACUUGAACAACGCUGGUUGACCGGGAAAGUAUCUACCCGCUUUUUGCAGGGCCAUACAGACAGUGUAUACUGUUCAGCAUGGAUUGAUAAAAAUAUUCUGGUGACAGGAAGCAGAGAUCGAACUUUAAAAGUGUGGCAUGUGCCUUCAGGAACAUGCGUCAAGACAGUCAAAGAUCAUCAUACGGGAAGUAUCCUCUGUAUGAAGGUGGAUUUAAAAAACAAUCUCCUGAUCACUGGCUCUUCCGAUGCGACCUGCAUCCUUUGGUCUCUCCCUAAAUUUGAGCACAGAGUACAGCUCAGGGGCCAUGGCCAUAGUGUCUUGGACGUUUGUCUCGUAGGUAACAACAGGAUUGUUACGUCUUCUAAAGACCAUACGUUACGUGUUUGGGACAGACAUACAGGGGUUGAACUCCGACAACUUCUCGGACACUCUGCUUCUGUUAACGCACUAGAGUAUGUUGGUGGAAAUCAAAUCGUUUCCGCAUCAGGGGACACUAGACUCAAGCUUUGGGAUAUUCAGACAGGCCAAUGUUUGCGAACAUUCGAAGGACAUAAGCUCGGCCUGGCAUGUGUACGGUUUGAUGGAAAGUUUCUUUAUAGUGGUGGGUUAGAGGGUAAGAUCUUGCGUUGGGAUAUUACAACAGGUAACUGCGUGAGUGAAUUGAUUGGACAUGCAGGCAUCGUUCGAUCUAUUGACUGCUUAGAGGGUAAAAUUGUAAGCGGAAGCUAUGACCGUACACUGAAAGUAUGGGACUCUAAGACAGGGGCCUGUGUACUUAGUUUCCAGAGCGCCCAAUCGAGUUGGAUAUACAGUGUAUUAUUAAGUAGCACUCGUAUCGUUAGCUCCGGUCAAGGAAAACAGGUGAUGGUACUCGACUUUGCCAAUGGAUUAAACCCUUUAUGAUAUUUAUAUAUGACAUAUAUCCUCCCCUAUUAUAGCAGUACCGAUAUUUACCAAUAAAGGCAAAUGGAUGAUGACAGCUAUUUCCUUUUCAAUACAAGAAUAAUAUUUAAAAAAUAUUUAUCACUGAAGCUUUCUCCCA